AUGGUGAUAGACAUUAAAGCUAUAAUUCUUGAUCCACCUCUAAUUUAUGGUUCUCUGCCAUCAGAUGUAGAUGAGUGUUCUCUGGCAUAUGGUCGUUGUGGUCAACUAUGUCAUAACAUACCAGGCUCUUAUUCCUGUGAUUGUAUUCAAGGUUACCAGCUCUAUAAUAGCACUGACUGUCGAGUUACAGAUGAUACUGUUAAAAUUCUUAUAGCAGCUGAUCAAGAGCUUGGUACACUGGAUCGAAAAACAGGCAUCUAUGAGACGCUGAUUCCUACAAAAUCAAAGCCUGCUUCUGUUGCAUAUGACUUGGACAGAAACAUGUACUUCUGGGCAGAUGAUGUCUUAAAUGUGUUUGUCCUUGGGAAGCCAAACUCUGUUCCUCUAUACCCAGGACAGUUGUAUUGGGCCAGCAGCUCUACAAGGGUCAUCUGUGCUGGCUUAAGUGAUGGCAGAGGCUAUGUCAAAAUCUUGGAAAAAGAUCUUGUGCCGGAGCAGCUAGUAGUUUUUCCUGCAAAGAAGUACAUGUACUGGAUAAAUCGAGGUCAGAAAGGGCUGAGGACUAUUGAAACUGCAGGAAUGGAUGGCUCUAACAGGAAGAUGCAGUUGUGACCACAGAGGACCCUGUAGGACUCACUCUUGACCAUGUGACUGGCAGGCUCUACUGGAUCAGUGGUUAUAAAGAGGUACCAUAGAUAGGCCCAGAGGAACUGGUAACUCUCUUUAAAAUUUUUUGGAUUGUAUCUGUAGGAGUGUUUUGCCUGCAUGUGUGUAAAUGUACCUGUUUUGUGCAAUGUCUGUGGUGGCCUGAAAAGAGCAUCAG
Nannospalax galili (Upper Galilee mountains blind mole rat) is the source of this 823-nucleotide messenger RNA. Its product is annotated as low-density lipoprotein receptor-related protein 8-like. The record is from RefSeq and is a predicted model, not a curated record. The coding region runs from base 1 to 612 and encodes 203 amino acids. Gene Ontology annotation, molecular function: calcium ion binding. The transcript is spliced from 4 exons. NCBI's taxonomy places the organism in Eukaryota, Metazoa, Chordata, Mammalia, Rodentia, Spalacidae.